Messenger RNA from Prunus mume (Japanese apricot), 2441 nucleotides. NCBI's taxonomy places the organism in Eukaryota, Viridiplantae, Streptophyta, Magnoliopsida, Rosales, Rosaceae. The record is from RefSeq and is a predicted model, not a curated record.
GACCCGCUUGAAGACAUGGACCCAAGUAAAACAUCAGGUUUCCGAUUGCCCUAACCCUCCUAUUUUUUUGGUUCGAAAUCCCUAACCCGCUUCAACUGAGAGACCCAAGCUCCCUUUUGGCUCGAACUUUUUUAUUCAACAUGCUCAAAUUUCUCAGUUUGUUGCUUCAAAUUUGAACCCUCUUGGAUAUUUUCAUCUUCUCUCUUCGUCUGCAAGAACCAAACCACUAGCAUUUUUCAUAAACCCGCUUCAGUCAAAGGUGGUUUAUUCAGCAUAAGAAAGGAUUAGAGUUAGGGUCAGUUCUUCGAUUUGGGGCGACAGUGAUGUACCCUGAUCCUCAACAGCAACACCACCAACAGCAGCAUCAGCAGCAAAGUGGAGAAUUUCACAGGAGGCCCCCGCCUCCAGCGCCAGUGAUGCGUCAGUCGUCGGCUUCUUCGACUAAAAUGGCCCCAGAGUAUCACCACCCACCUGGUCCCGCUCCUCCUCUUCCUCCUUACGAUGCUCAUCCUGACGGUUUUGCUGCAAAAAGGAUGAGAAAGCUUACCCAGAGGAGAGCAGUUGAUUACACUAGCACUGUGGUGCGAUAUAUGCAGGUAGAAAUUUCAAAAUCUCCCCAUAAAAUGAAUGCAAGCCACUUGUUCGACAAAAUGUUUCAGACAUGCAAUUGAGCAUUGUUCUGACUAUAACUGGAUGCAUGCCUGCAUUUUAUUUUUGAACAGGGCCUCAUAAAGCUCAAAGGUGGCCCUGCCCCCUCUCUAGCAAUAGUCGCAGCAGCAACAUUUUCUUCUAUGUCUUAUGAAAAAAGGCUCACUGUUACCAGAAAAGCUACCUCCCUCACUGCUCACCUCCGCGAUAAGGUGCAAAAGGUCCUUGUGCAAUCAGACACUCAUUCAAACUCAGAAAAAAGUCCUGGCGCAGCAGCUGAUUAUGGUAGAGCUUCAGAAAGAAUACAAGAAUUUGCAGAUCACUCCACGGUUGCUACUGCUGAUGGUGAUAUCAAUAGUGGCAUUCAUGAAAUGAAAUUGGCAGAAAACUUGGCCAAUCUUGUAGAGGAGUCUUCUCAUAUGGAUGAGAGAAGACCCAAGAGCCGAAUGGAGCUCAAGAGGUCUCUUGAAUUGCGCAUAAAGAAGAGGGUGAAGGAACAAUACAUCAAUGGGAAGUUUCGAAACCUAAUGGCAAAAGUCAUUUCCAAUCCAGAAACUCUUCAGGAUGCUUAUGAUUGUAUUAGACUCAACUCAAAUAUUAACAUAGCAUUCAAUGAUGAUAAUACCUCUUUUGAUUCUAUUGCUAAAGAGCUGUGUUGUGGGAGUUUUGAUGUUAAUGCCAAUACCUUCUCUAUCUCAAAAAAGGGUGCAAGGGAAGAAGUUUUGGUACUUCCCAAUAUAAAUCUGAGGGUCAUUCAGGAAGCAAUCAGAAUUGUUUUGGAAGUUGUUUACAAACCCGAUUUCUCUAAGAUUUCACAUGGUUAUCGAAGUGGGAGGGGGCAUUCUACAGCUCUGAAGUACAUCAGCAAGGAGAUUUCUAAUCCUGAUUGGUGGUUUACAUUGCUCAUAAAUAAAAAGCUUGAUGCUUGUAUACUUGGUAAACUUAUAACCGUGAUGGAGGAUAAAGUAGAAGACCCUAGCCUCUAUGCUAUGAUCCAAAGCAUGUUUAAUGCCAAUGUGCUCAACGUGGAGUUUGGUGGUUUCCCAAAAGGUCAUGGCCUUCCACAGGAGGGCGUAUUGUCUCCUAUAUUAAUGAAUAUUUAUCUCAACCAAUUUGACCAUGAAUUUUACAGAUUGUCAAUGAAAUAUGAAGCUCUCAGUCCAAGCUUACAUUCUGAUCAAAAGUCCCAGUCUAAGCUGCGCAGCUGGUUUAGGAGACACCUGAAAGUGGCUGGUUCUAAGGAUGCUGCUCUUGAUUUCAAAUCUGAGGUUCUAAAUUACUUGCAGAAGUCUUUGCACUUGGAUGUGGAUGAUCGAGCAGAGUUAUUGUCAUGUCAAAUGCCGCAUGGGGUCCGCUUUUUGGGCACUUUAGUUAGAAGAAAUGUAAGAGAAAGUCCUGCUACAAGAGCAGUCCACAAGUUGAAGGAAAAAGUUGCUUUAUUUGGUUUACAAAAAGAAGAGGCCUGGAAUGCUGGGACGGUUAGUAUAGGAAAGAAAUGGUUGGGUCAUGGUCUGAAGAAGGUAAAGGAGUCGGAGAUUAAGCAUUUAGCUGACUGUAGGUCUGUUUUGAGCCAAAUUUCCCAUUUCCGUAAAUCUGGUAUGGAAACUGAUCAUUGGUACAAGCACUUGCUGAAGAUAUGGAUGGAAGAUGUCAAAGCCAAAGCAGCAGAGAGUGAGGAUGCUAUCCUGUCCAAGUAUGUUGCAGAGCCAGCUCUACCCGAAGAACUAAGAAACUCCUUUUAUGAAUUUCAGAGACAGGUGAAAACGUAUGUUUCUUCUGAGACCACUUCUACU